CCAUAAUAUAAUAUAUUUUUCUACAAAUUAUAGUCAAAAUUUACAAAUUUUGAUCAACAAAAAUCAAAUGAAAAAAACAUAUUCGGAGAGAGUAACCGACUAUCACUCACAAAAUAAUAUCCUAUCCAACGGGCUGGUAGGCCGUAUAUAAAUACCAAAGCGAGUGGGAAUAUAUUUUUUAUAUUAUCAUCACGCGUUCACUUGUUAAUGGUACCACCAACCAUUUGAAUUCUCUUUCUCCAUUAGCUUCUUUUCUUCUUCUUCUUCACUUUCAUAUUGGCUUCCAACUGGUUAGUUAGAAACAAUGGCCAGAGUUCUCCUACUUCCGGUCGCAGCGGUGGUUGUGCUUCUGUCAUGCGUUUCCGGCACGGCCGGGACGGCGGCGGCCACCGCCUUCAUCAGGUCCUCCUGCCGUGCCGCCACCUACCCUGACGUGUGCGUGACAUCACUGGCGGAGUACGGGCCGGCGAUCAAAGAGAGCCCACAGAGCCUGGUCCAGACCGCCCUGUCCGUGAGCCUGAAACGGGCCAACUCCACCAAGGCCUUCGUUAACAGGCUCUGCAAGACGACGGAUAGAUCCAAGAGCUUAGAGUAUGGGCCGCUCAAGGACUGCUUGGACCAGAUCAGUGACAGCAUGGACCGGAUUACCAAGUCCGUCGGGGAGCUCAAGAAUAUGGGCCGGGCCCACUCACCGGAAUACCCGUUGCACGUCAGCAACGCCCAGACUUGGGUCAGCGCGGCCCUGACGGAUCAGACUACUUGCAUGGACGGUUUUGAGGGCCGGGCCUUUAAUCGCUCGGUUAAGGCUCCGAUUCGGGCCCAGGUCAACAAUCUCGCCCGGGUCACCAGUAAUGCCUUGGCAUUAAUCAACAAGUUUGUUGCAAAAUACAACUAAUUGAUGAUCUUCAAAAAAAUGAUAGGUGAACACCACUUUUUACAAAGUUUGAAACCAAUCUAUUCAUGUAUUGGUGUCAAAGUUGAUGUCAAAUGUGAUGUGCCUCUAUCAUUUUGAUAUUUAUUUUCUCUCUCCCUCUGUUCUGGAAAACAUCAGGAUGCUCCAAAUGAUUGCUACCGCAUCCAAGUUUCGCACGGAUAAUUAUCAUUUGUGUCAUCUGUGUAAAAUUUGGGUCUACAUGUGGUAGAAACCAUUUGUGGGCACAUAUGGUCUCUGUUCCUUAGCUGUGAUGUUUUUAUAGUUGGUCCAAAAAAAUGAGUGCUUCAUGAAGAGAUAGUAGUAAUAUUAUUAUUUUUAAGGUUUGUUUCAAUGUUGUGACACUUUUUUCUAUUAAAUCUUUAGGAUCCGU
Messenger RNA from Cuscuta campestris, 1304 nucleotides. The record is from the annotation of a GenBank genome assembly. Lineage: Eukaryota; Viridiplantae; Streptophyta; Magnoliopsida; Solanales; Convolvulaceae.